Drosophila obscura is the source of this 663-nucleotide messenger RNA. Its product is annotated as cuticle protein 16.5. NCBI's taxonomy places the organism in Eukaryota, Metazoa, Arthropoda, Insecta, Diptera, Drosophilidae. The record is from RefSeq and is a predicted model, not a curated record. The coding region runs from base 17 to 574 and encodes 185 amino acids. The transcript has 2 exons.
CCAAACUCCAAUCAACAUGUUCCGCUUCAUCGCCAUCUGUGCCCUGGCCACCAUCGCCGCCGCUGCACCAGGAUUCGUUGAGCAGCACCAUGUCGGCCAUGUGGUGGCCGCUGCUCCCGUCCUCACCAAAGUGGGCGCCGUCGUGCACAGCGCCCCGGUGGCCACCUCCCACCAGAGCUUCACCCAGUUCCACAACCAGGCCGUGAUCACGCCAGUCGUGAAGCACGUGGCUCCCGUGGUGCCCGUUGUGAAGCAGGUUGCUCCCGUGGUGCACCACCAGACCUAUUUGGCCGCGCCCGCUGUCCACCAUGUGGCGCCUGUUGUCCCAGUGAUCAAGUCUGUGGCUCCCGUUGUGCACCAGACCUAUGUGGCCGCCCCCGCUGUCCAGCAUGUGGCUGCUGUGCCCGUCUUCAAGGCCGUGCCCCAUGCCGUCUCCCACCAGAGCCACGUCCAGAUCCACCAGAAGGCCGUCAUUGCCACCCCAGUGCUGAAGACCAUCGCCACCCCAGUGGUGCCUGUGGUCAAGACCGUUGCCGUGGCCGCCGCUCCCCUCACCCAUGUCUACCAUCACUAAGGAAUUAUCUCUGGGUAACUCUCUCCGUUCCGUUCCGAUUGUUGGCUAUUUGAAUAAAUUUAUUGUUGAAAUUUCAAUUGUCAAAUGGA